AUGACGCUGAACUACAGUCUGGCAUCUCCCCAGAAAUUAGAGAAAAAUCAUCUGUUUCUUGUAGGUGCUUCACAGGGAUCAGAUGGAGCCAAGGUUAAUGCAGAAUCUGCUUCAGCUGGGCCUGUUGCAGAAACAUUCAGAGUUAUUCAGGGAGAACUCAAUAAAGAAAUGGUGAAAUCUACCCAGGGCGUCUUUCAGUUUGAACUGUCAGGUGAUGAAGGAGGCACUUGGUACCUUGAUCUGAAAACCAGCAGUGGGAGUGCUGGGUUUGGGAAGCCUCCUGCAGCAGCUGACGUUGUGAUGAGCAUGUCAAGUGGAGACUUUGUGAAGAUGUUCACCGGUAAACUAAAGCCAACCAUGGCCUUCAUGUCAGGAAAAUUAAGGAUUAAAGGUAACAUGGCACUAGCAGUAAAGCUAGAGAAGAUGCUGACACAGUUUAAUGCAAAACUGUGAGGAGGAAGCUGUACCAGCAGAACAUCCAGCCUUUCUUUUAUAAUAGCAGUGCUACAUUUUAAAAUGAUGAUCUACUUUUUUUUGGGUGGGUGAAAUAUAAUAACUAUGAAUAAAAUAUUAGUUUGUUAGAGAAGAACAAAUUAGUUUGAUAAAGACUGGAAAGCGUUUGUGAUUAAACAAUUCCUUCUUGAGAAUACUUCCAUUA
This is a messenger RNA of Meleagris gallopavo (turkey), 658 nucleotides long. The record is from RefSeq and is a predicted model, not a curated record. NCBI's taxonomy places the organism in Eukaryota, Metazoa, Chordata, Aves, Galliformes, Phasianidae.